Molecule: messenger RNA, 687 nt
Organism: Penicillium egyptiacum
Lineage: Eukaryota; Fungi; Ascomycota; Eurotiomycetes; Eurotiales; Aspergillaceae
Source: the annotation of a GenBank genome assembly
AUGUUUGGGACGUUCUUCAAUUUCUUUUCUGCGCCACGGCCAGAUGUUGUCACCGAAGCCCCGACACAUGAGCAGAUCGAGCGCGCUGAACAUCUUCUAGAGGCUCAGAUCAAAGCGGCCGCGUUAUUCGAAGAUAUCGAGAACCAAUUGGUCAGGUUUGGAAUCAGCGAGAAGACUCUAAACAAAGAGAUAUACGAUCUAGGCGCCUUGCACGGUAGAACACCCCCCCCCCCCGACCGCAUCAUUCAACCCGACGACAUUCUCGUCGUGGACUUGGGACCUAUAUUUGAGGCUUGGGAAGCAGACUUUGGCCGCACAUUUGUUCUCGGGGAGGACCAUCACAAGCUGAAGCUUCGAGAUUCGCUGAAGCCGAUCUGGAAAAUAGUCAGAGGGAAGUACUUGGCAAGCCCUGGUAUCACUGGUGAAGAGCUGUACGAGAUUGCAUGCGCGGAGGCCCAGCGCUUCGGCUUCGAUUUCGGUGCUGAGAUUGCAGGCCAUCUGGUCGGCUGCUUUCCGCAUGAACGGAUCCCCCAUGAUCGGUUGUCUCUCUAUAUCAAAAAGGGGAACAAGGAGAAGAUAAAUUCAAUUGGCCGCGACGGGCUGAAGCGCCACUGGAUCUUGGAGAUCCAUCUCCGUGAUCCUGUUUAUCAAUUCGGUGGCUUCUAUGAGCAGUUGAUGACUGUAUAA